AUGGUGGGGUGCGGCUCAAGGGAGGACGAGGAGGAGGUGUCUGCCGCCCAGGGCAUCGGGUUGCUGCCGCCGCUGGCGCCCUUGCAGCUCGAGCCGCCUUGCGGGCAGGCGGGGGAGGCGACCCAGGCGGCGUCCGCGUCGGGGCCGCCGCCUGUGUGGGCGCGGCACGCGCUCGGCGGCGGGGGCGAGGGCGGGGACGGCGGCGCGGUGCUGGGGAUGCCACCCCUUAUGCCGCCGCCCGCGCCGAUGCAGCAGCAGCAGCAGGAGCAGCAAGCCUCUCGAGGGCGCCCGCCGUCCCCGCCAGGCGGCGGCGGAAACUCGCACCCCGCGGCGGCGCCGCCGCAGCCCUGGUUUGCGGCGUUUGGCAGCGCAUGCUAUGGCGGCGCGGCCGCGUUUGGGGGCGCGGGGUCGGACCUGGACUCAUUCGUCCUGCAGCAGAUUGCGGCGACGCACCCUGGCGCGGCGGCGAUGCACGGUGGCGCCGGCGGUGGCUCGACCGCAGAGUGCUACGCCAGCUGGCCGGGCCCCAGCCACCCCCCUUCCUCGGACGCCGCCACGGCCGGCCCCCACCAGCCCCAGCGGCAGCAGCCCGCCUCCCAGCCGCCGCCAGGCUCGCCGCAGCCGGCGCGGCGGGUGCCCCAGCGGGCGCAGCAGCAGCAGCAGCAGCAGCAGCAGCCGCGCGGCGCCCUGCCCAUGUCGUGCGGCGACAUCCUGCGCGACUUCAGCUUCGGGCGACUCGGCCCCGGCGACGACCGGCCAGGCUCACCCCUCCUGAACGUCCUGCCGGGCUCUGUCAUCGGCCUGGCCGCCCUUGCAAGCUCCGGGGCCGGCCGGGGUGGUGGUGGUGGUGGUGGCGGCAGCAGCGGCGGGGAUGGCGGUGGGGGUGGGGACGAGCUGGAGUUGGAAGACCCGGACUCGCCGCCCGCGGCGCGACGGCCGGCCGCCGAACCCAGGGCUGCCAAGCGGUUGCGCACCAACGCCGGUCCCGGCGCGGCCGGCGCUAUGCAGCCGGCGGCAGCAAACGGCUCGGUCGGUCUCGGCAAGGGCGCCCCCUGGGCGCAGCAGCGGGCGGGCCCGCCCCCCGCCCCGCCGUACGGCGACCCCGCCCCCGCGCCCGCACAGCCGCAGCCGGCUCCCGGCGUGGGCCACGCAGCGGCCGCGGCGGCGGCGGGCGCGAACGAGGUCGUCGUCGGCGGCGGCGGCGGCGGCGGCGGCGGAGGCUUGGGGAGCCUUCCGGGGUCGUUCCUGCUUGGGAGCCUGGCCGGGUCCCUGGGGAACCUGCUGGGAAGCUUCCCCGGCUCCGCGCUCUCCCUGGGGGAGCUGAUCGGCAGGCACGACUCAUUUGAGGCGGCGGUGGCCAGAGGGGCCGCCGCCGCCGGCGGCGGCAGCGGCGGCGGCGGUGCAGCAGCGGCAGGCAGCGGCGCGGGUGUGUAA
Monoraphidium neglectum is the source of this 1434-nucleotide messenger RNA. RefSeq lists its product as hypothetical. The record is from RefSeq and is a predicted model, not a curated record. The coding region runs from base 1 to 1434 and encodes 477 amino acids. Lineage: Eukaryota; Viridiplantae; Chlorophyta; Chlorophyceae; Sphaeropleales; Selenastraceae. The transcript is spliced from 3 exons.